Messenger RNA from Quercus robur (English oak), 2306 nucleotides. Its product is annotated as DNA-(apurinic or apyrimidinic site) endonuclease 2. Lineage: Eukaryota; Viridiplantae; Streptophyta; Magnoliopsida; Fagales; Fagaceae. The record is from RefSeq and is a predicted model, not a curated record. The coding region runs from base 153 to 2006 and encodes 617 amino acids. Gene Ontology annotation, cellular component: nucleus. The transcript is spliced from 9 exons. Gene Ontology annotation, biological process: base-excision repair. Gene Ontology annotation, molecular function: phosphoric diester hydrolase activity; DNA-(apurinic or apyrimidinic site) endonuclease activity; endonuclease activity.
ACUAUCAGAAAAUAAAAACGAUGUCGGAUCAGAGAGCAAAGAGAGCGAAACCCUGCUUUGGUCUGACCUGAACGAUCAUGAAGAUUUUUCCAUUCUAUAAGCACAGAGAAAGAAAGAGAGAAGAAUCAAAGGAAAUGAUAUAAAAAAAAAAAAUGAAGAUAGUAACGUACAACGUUAAUGGUCUGAGAUCACGCAUUUCACAGUUCGGUUCUCUCCACAAAUUGCUCACUUCCUUCGAUGCCGACAUCAUUUGCCUUCAGGAGACAAAGUUGAGAAGACAGGAACUAACGGCGGAUUUAGCAAUGGCAGAUGGAUACGAAUCCUAUUAUUCGUGCACUCGUACGGUUGAUAAAGGUCGAACGGGCUAUGCCGGUGUUGCUACGUUUUGUCGUGUAAAGUCUGCGUUUUCAAGUCACGAAGUGGCCCUUCCGAUUGCGGCGGAGGAAGGCUUCACUGGGCUUCUUGAAAAUUCUCUAAAUGGAAAAGGUGAAGCACAUGAAGGUCUAGGGGACUUUACUAAAGAUGAUCUUCUUAAGGUUGACAAUGAGGGGCGUUGUGUUGUUACAGAUCAUGGUCAUUUUGUUCUUUUUAAUCUGUAUGGUCCUCGAGCUGAAUGUGAUGAUGCACAAAGGAUCCAGUUUAAGCUCACGUUUUACAAGAUAUUGCAGAAAAGAUGGGAGUCUCUCCUACUUCAGGGGAGGAGGAUAAUUGUUGUUGGUGAUCUCAACAUUGCACCCACUGCACUGGAUCGUUGUGAUGCUGGACCAGAUUUUGAGAAGAAUGAAUUCAGAAGGUGGUUUAGAUCUAUACUAGUGGAAUGCAGAGGCCCUUUCAAUGAUGUUUUCAGAACAAAACAUCCUGACAGAAAAGAAGCAUUCACAUGCUGGCCACAAAAUACAGGUGCUGAAGAAUUUAAUUAUGGGAGCAGAAUUGACCAUAUUUUGUGUGCUGGAUCAUGCUUGCAUCAAGAGCAUGACCUGCAAGGCCAUAGCUUUAUGAAUUGCCAUGUUAUGGAGUGCGACAUACUGACACAGUAUAGACGGUGGAAACCUGGAAAUACGCUUAGGUGGAAAGGUGGGAGAAGCAUCAAACUUGAAGGUUCUGAUCAUGCUCCUGUUUUAACAAGAUUACUGGGAAUUCCUGACAUUGCCCAUCAUAGCACUCCGACUUUGUCUGCUAGAUAUAUUCCCAUGAUUCGUGGUCUCCAGCAAACUCUUGUGUCAGUCUUAAUGAAAAGACAAGUUGCUGAACAAAGUAAAUCCUUCGAGAUGUCAGGUUCAAUUUCAGAUGAAAAUAUCAGAAUUGAGAUGGGCAAUGAGAGAGUGAAAAGAUCAUUUGAAAACUGCAGCACUUCUGGUGUAUCCCAUGUUGAAUCUUGUCCUUCAAAUCUAGAAUCUGAAGGUAUUGCUUCUGAUACAGAUAUUCAGUCCAAAGGGUUUGCUAAUGACGCCGUUUGUAAAACCUUGCUUAUGUUAGGAAGUGAGCAUAGUCAAUCGGCGCCCAGCAAUGGAACCAAGAAAAAGGCUAGAAAAAAUCAAUGGUCCCAACUCUCACUGAGGUCAUUUUUUCAGAAAAGUUCAAACCUUAGAGAUAGUGCUGACAACUCUAAUAAUGAUAUUUCAAUCAGUCAGGAAGAUAUCCCCCAGUCUGAUUAUCACUCCAGUGAUACUCCUGUUGUUGAUGUUCAAAGCAGCAGUUCCCAGCAGGAUGAGUUGAACUCAAGUGCAUCAACUCAGGAUCGAUGUGAACUAAAUUCCUGCUCUCUGGAGAAAGAGAAAACUAAUGUUGCUUUACUGGAGUGGCGAAGGAUACAGCAAGUGAUGCAGAAUAGUAUACCUCUUUGCAAGGGCCAUAGUGAACCAUGUGUUGCUCGGGUAGUGAAGAAACAAGGUCCUAACUUUGGUCGGAGAUUUUAUGUCUGUGCUCGUGCUGAGGGACCUGCAUCCAAUUCAGAAGCAAAUUGUGGUUACUUUAAAUGGGCAGAUUCAAAAUCUCGCCACAAAUGACACGGCACCAUGGAUGUGCAUCUAUCCCCAUCUCCCUGAUGGUGUUGUCUGAUGUGCUGAUGAUGCAGAUUGUGAAAUUAUGUAAUUCAAAUCUUUCUGCAUUGAAUUCUUUUUCUGCGUCGUUUAUUUGUAAUAGUGCCAUGCAGUUUCACUCUGCAUCUUUUGGGGUUAAGGAGCAUUUGCUCCCAUGUUGUAAAAAGUAAAUCAUGUGCAUAAAUUAAUGGUUACUUAAUCCCUUCAGGUAAAGAAUGAAUUUUCACGUUCGUGUGAUGUAAUUUAAAAUCUCGUUCUACCUAGAAA